AUGAUCGCCACGAUGGCGUACAUCAUCAGAAAUUGGGAGACAUAUGGAAAUGAGUUACUGAAGAAGUUCAACGAUCAACAUUAUCUCCUAGCGGCUCUCAAAGGUCUCAGAAAUGGUGUCGUGUAUGGAGCCCGAAUUCGUGCCCCGCAUGCGCUUGUGAUGGUGUUCCUUUUCGGCGAAGGAACGUUCGUCGAGAAACUGCAAACGAUCUCCCGUUUAACGAGAAUCCACGCCAUGAAUCUCGCAAAGUUCGUAUUUAGCUACAAGCUGAUCAGAGGAAUCCUUCAAAAAAUGGAAGGACGAGCCCAGGAAUGGCACUCCUUUGUUGCAGCCUUCGUCAUGGGUUAUUUUGUUUUCGGUGAUAAUAAUGCUGUAAAUAUGCAGGUCAGC
Molecule: messenger RNA, 390 nt
Organism: Ostertagia ostertagi
Lineage: Eukaryota; Metazoa; Nematoda; Chromadorea; Rhabditida; Trichostrongylidae
Source: the annotation of a GenBank genome assembly